CAUGGCCCUGGCUUAAAGCAAACGUUCUGGGCCACGGCCCGGUCGGAUAGACACCAUCCUGGGCCACGGCCCUGACAGAGGCGGGGCGCCUGCCGUCAGGCCUCCACGCGCUCGUACCCACUGUUCGCUACCGUAUUCCAUCGUAUCUCCCUUUUAUCGCUGCUCGCAACCACCAUGCCAGCUGGCUUUCUGCGAAUCCCAAGACUGGAACAGACGGGCGAGAUAAUGGGAGCAGCUGAGCUCGAGCUCCAAAACGCCGCUCUCAUCUUUCUUCUCCUUUAUUUUCCCUGUAUAUAUCAGCGAGGAAUCAGCAUGCAAGGCAGCGGCGGCGCGACCAUCUUGGACGACCUACCCGAGUGGGUGGUCGUCCACGAGAUCCUCGUCCGGCUGCCUGUGAAAGACGUGCUCCGCUGCCGCGCGGUCCGCGGGUCGUGGCGCGGCGGCACUUCCACGGACGCUUUCGUCCUCGACCACCAUGGCCACCAGCCCUCGCUCCCCAUCGUCAAACACGAAGACGCCAUCUGUCGCGUCGUCAGAGCCUCCAACAAUGAUCUAAAGAUACGGCCCUUCCUCCGAUACACACACAACGGCGUUAUACACCGUGCCACCUGCGAUGGCCUCCUCAUCGUGCGACACCAAUAUGAUUUCUACGUCUGCAACCCGGCCACCCGCAAGUGUGCCUCCCUGCCAUAUCCUCCACGACGACCAAACUUCCGGAUCAGCGUAGCCGGGUUCUACCGGCACCACACAUCUAGAGAACACCGAGUGCUUUGGGUGUCAUACCCCUCAUACACGAUGCCCGAUGGGAGCGACGUAGCAAUUGAGUUACUUGAGUAUUUCGUCCUCACGGUCGGAUCGGAUCAGCCAAGAUGCAUCCAGUGGCCGACAGUUCCAGAACAAAGGUUUAUUCCUGCUAUUUGGUUCUAUCAUUGUCCAGCAGUGCACCAUCGUGGUAGCCUGCAUUGGGCAAUGGGUCUCAACAUAACGGUAUUUGACACCAUAGCCGAGACAUUCCAGCAGAUGAGCCGCCCAACACAGCUGGGCGAUACGGUGUCAUUGGGGGAUAUGGAUGGCGCCCUAGCUUUGUGCUGCACCUCCUCUGAAUGUGUCACUACUUUAGAUGUUUGGGUGUUGCAGGACUAUGAUGCUGAAACCUGGGGCUUCAUGUACACGUUUAACUUGUUAGCGAUGGAGGCAUCACCACCGCUUGAUUUGGGGAUCAAAUAUGUUCCUAGUAUGGCAGUGAUCAACGAGCGUGAGAUGUUGAUUGAGCAGUGUCCUAGCCGUCUCUUGCAUUGUGACAUUGAUGGCGUAUUUUUAGGAAACGUGGAAAGUGAAGAGCAUGAAAACCACUUGGCACUUACUAGGCAUCGCUUCCAGGAGAGCAUGAUUUCACUUUUAUUGUUUGAGACACAAAAACAAGAAGCUGUGAACAAUGAGCCUCUAUUCGCUAUUGUGCUAUAAGAUGCCAUGCUCCAUCUUAAUGUUUUGGACUACUUGUGCACUUGUCGUGCCC
This is a messenger RNA of Triticum aestivum (bread wheat), 1516 nucleotides long. Its product is annotated as F-box/LRR-repeat protein At2g43260-like. The record is from RefSeq and is a predicted model, not a curated record. The transcript has a single exon. NCBI's taxonomy places the organism in Eukaryota, Viridiplantae, Streptophyta, Magnoliopsida, Poales, Poaceae. Gene Ontology annotation, molecular function: protein binding. Bases 175 to 1464 code for a protein of 429 amino acids.